This is a messenger RNA of Nerophis ophidion (straightnose pipefish), 1129 nucleotides long. It is a transcript of the gene med6, whose product is annotated as mediator complex subunit 6. Gene Ontology annotation, biological process: regulation of transcription by RNA polymerase II. The transcript is spliced from 8 exons. Gene Ontology annotation, cellular component: mediator complex; core mediator complex. The record is from RefSeq and is a predicted model, not a curated record. The coding region runs from base 70 to 810 and encodes 246 amino acids. Gene Ontology annotation, molecular function: transcription coactivator activity. NCBI's taxonomy places the organism in Eukaryota, Metazoa, Chordata, Actinopteri, Syngnathiformes, Syngnathidae.
AGGGACACAUACAUCUGACGUCAUCAACCAGCGACGCCAUCUUCGCGGGACAUUGUUAUUUUUAAGGCCAUGGCGUCGGUGGAUUUCAGAGACAACCUGCUGGGCAUCUCCUGGGUGGACAGCAGUCUGGUGCCUAAUCUAAACCCCUCAAGUGUGCUGGAGUAUUUCUCUGAGAGAAGUAACCCCUUUUACGACAGAACUUGCAACAACGAGAUGGUGAAGAUGCAGAGGCUCUCCCUGGAACACCUCAAUCAGAUGGUGGGAGUGGAGUACAUUCUUCUCCAUGCACAAGAGCCGAUUCUUUACAUUGUCCGCAAGCAACAGAGACAGUCCCCCACUCAAGUGAUUCCAUUGGCUGACUACUACAUCAUAAUAGGAGUGGUCUAUCAGGCACCAGAUCUUGGCACUGUCAUCAGCUCCAGAGCGCUCUCUGCUGUUCAUGGAAUCCAGUCUGCGUUUGACGAAGCCAUGUCGUACUGUCGCUACCACCCUUCCAAAGGAUACUGGUGGCACUUCAAGGACCAGGAGGAGAGAGAAAAAGCCAAGCCUAAGUCUAAAAAGAAAGAGGAGCCCGGGUCGCUGUUUCAAAGACACCGCGUGGACACACUCCUGUUGGACCUCAGGGCCAAGUUUCCACCGACUUUCUAUCAGCCAAAGCCAGGAGAGAAGCCCAUUCCAGUGGAAGUGAAGAAAGAGCCGGAACCACUCACAGAAACGGUCAAACAAGAAGAACGGGAGCAGGCCACAAAGUCGGCGGCCCCCGCACCUGCAAGCAAGCCCCCUCCUGAGAAACGAGCCAGGCUGCAAUGACGGCCUUAGGAGUUCUUCUACUCUGCCCACCGCCGUGUUUAUAGGCUGGUGAACUUUGUCAGAGCCUGGAUGACUUCAUAAUGUUUACAGGCUGGUGAACUGUGUCAGUGCCUGGAUGACAUCAUAAUGACCUGGUCCCAGAUGGAGUGUCAGUGAGCUAAUGAAGAUGUUCCUCCUAGAGAAGGUGACUCACCAUUUGUGUUGAAGGAUGACUUUCAUCCCUACUAGAUGCCAUGCUCCUCACCUCCUUGUAAAUAUAUCAGCUGUUGUCUGAUACUGGGCUUUAUUCUCUUGCAAAUGUCUUAUAAUCACAUGGAAA